CUUUUUGAGCAGGGUUCUGACAAGCUGCCUUUCUCAUUACCCCUCACUGGCAGCACUUUCAGGCAGGAAAUUUAAAGAAUGGUAAAGCUGAAGCUGCCCAAUCCUGGCCUGGAGGACAGGAUACCCUCCCAUGCUGAACUUGAGGUCCUGGAGAAAGAAGAGGCAGACUCCAGACCAAAAUGGGACAACAAGGCACAGUAUAUGCUGACCUGUGUAGGGUUUUGUGUGGGCUUGGGAAAUGUCUGGAGGUUCCCCUAUCUCUGUCAGAGCCAUGGAGGAGGAGCCUUCAUGAUCCCUUUCCUGAUUUUGCUAGUCCUGGAGGGUAUCCCCCUGCUUCAUCUUGAGUUUGCCAUUGGUCAAAGGCUGAGGAAAGGCAGUGUGGGUGUAUGGAGCUCUAUCCACCCUACCCUGAAAGGGGUUGGCAUAGCAUCAAUGUUUGUGUCUUUCCUGGUGGGCUUAUACUAUAAUACUAUUAUUGCCUGGGUGAUGUGGUAUUUCUUCAACUCCUUCCAAGAACCCCUGCCAUGGAGUAACUGUCCUCUCAAUGACAACAGAACAGAUUAUAUAGAAGAGUGUUCCAAGAGCUCUCCUGUAGAUUACUUCUGGUACAGAGAAACAUUGAACAUCUCCACUUCCAUUGGCGAUUCUGGCAGCAUCCAGUGGUGGCUGUUGCUGUGUUUAACAUGUGCAUGGGGUGUGCUCUACGUGUGCACAAUCAGAGGCAUUGAAACAACAGGAAAGGCUGUGUAUGUGACAUCAACUCUCCCGUACUUGGUGCUCACCAUUUUCCUGAUCCGUGGCUUGACGCUGAAGGGAUCAACCAACGGAAUUGUGUAUCUCUUCACCCCUAAUGUCAGUGAGCUGGCGAACCCAGUGACGUGGCUGGAUGCAGGAGCUCAGGUGUUCUACUCCUUCUCCCUGGCCUUUGGAGGCCUCAUUUCAUUCUCCAGUUACAACUCUGUUCACAACAACUGUGAGAAAGAUGCUGUGAUCGUUUCAGUGAUCAAUGGUUUCACAUCCAUCUAUGCUGCCACUGUCAUAUACUCCAUCAUUGGGUUCAGAGCCACAGCAAGAUAUGAUGACUGCUUUGACAAGAAUAUUCUUACUCUGAUGAAUGCAUUUGAUUUGCCAGAAGGUAACGUAACCCAAGAUAACUUUGAACAAAUGCAGCAGCUGUGCAACUUGACUGAUCCAGCAACUUUUGCAACCCUCAAGUUUGAAACCUGUGAUCUGGAAACUUUCCUGAAUGAUGGAGCUGAAGGAACUGGCCUAGCCUUUAUUGUCUUCACUGAAGCAAUCACCAAAAUGCCUGUCUCACCUUUGUGGUCCAUCCUCUUCUUCAUCAUGCUCUUCUGCUUGGGUUUGUCAUCUAUGUUUGGGAAUAUGGAAGGUGUGCUUGUGCCUUUACAAGAUCUCAAGAUUAUAUCCCCCAGAGUGCCUAAGGAACUUAUUACUGGUCUCGUUUGUUUGGUGUGUUAUUUGAUAGCUUUCAUUUUUGUGCUGAAUUCUGGUAAUUACUGGCUGAGUCUGUUUGAUGGUUAUGCUGGCUCUAUUCCCCUGCUGAUAAUUGCAUUCUGUGAGAUGUUUUCAGUCGUCUACAUUUAUGGAAUAGACAGGUUUAACAAGGAUAUUGAGUUCAUGACUGGACACAAGCCCAACAUUUUCUGGCAGAUUACCUGGAGACUCAUCAGUCCUCUCAUUAUGUUAGUUAUCUUUUUCUUUUAUUUUGUGGUGAAAGUCAACGAAGAAUUGCUCUACAGUGUUUGGGACCCUAACUAUGAGGAGUUCCCCAAAACAGAGAAGGUUGAAUAUCCCCCCUGGGUGUAUGCUAUCAUUGUAAUCCUUGCUGGAGUGCCCAGUGUGACCAUCCCUGCCUUUGCCAUCUACAAAGCCAUCAGGAGCCACUGUCAGAAAAAAAAUGAUCGUGCUGGCCUCAUCGCUACAUCUGAGACUUCCAUUAAUGGAAACUUAAAGUAUACAUCAUAAACCUUUUGUUUUUUCAAAUGUGGAAGGAUGCCCUGUCAGUGAGGAAAGUAAAAAAAAUAUAUUUUUAUGAAUCUGGAGUUAAUUUUAUUUUCAUUGAAGGGUAACCAUGUGUUGUUUCCAGGUAAACAUUUGCAUAACAAGGCAAUGAACCGUGAAGAGUUGAUGGCCUGGCUUCUGGAAGCAAAAAAAGUGACAUUUGCAAGUGAUUGGGGCACCAGGCCAAAUAAUUUGUCCCUUUCUGGUUCUGAAGCCAGCUUGUUUGAAACUGGCUUCUAGCCCCUGUGCUUGGGAAUGCACUGUGCAUGAAGUGACUCUUCCAUGUGUAAUCAUUCUGGUUGGGUGGCCAAUAUGAAGGGUAACUUAAUGCUGUCCUCUCUUGCACAUUAAAUUGUUUUUACUUUACAUACCACUGUGUUGCACAAAGCCACUAAUAUUAUUUGUUUCAUAGAGAAGUUUAAAUAUUUAAUAAAAACAUUUCUAAGUAUGAGAAUGACAACUUGAUUAAUUCAGAAUUCUAUAUAUUUUAUAAAUUGCCUAUAACUUCCAAGUUCCUAGCAGAUAGUGCUGCUUUUGCUGAUGACAGGAGAGGUAAUCUUGCAAUGGGGCAGCAGCAGCUCAGGAAACAGCAAAAUCUGCCUUCUGUGGCACCCGUGAGCAAGGGGUGCACCACUUGCCUGGGGGAUCCAUGCUGAUGGGAGAUCCAAGGCACACCAAGGUGCAAAUCUUGCUCCCUGUUGCCAUCAAGGUAGGUGGCUCUGGUUCAUGUACAUACACAAACACACACACCUGACAACUAUUUGAAUUUUUAAACUUCCUUCCAUGUGACCCAGUGGAGCUCAGUGAGGGAUCCCAUUCCUCCUGUGGCCACCAGAGAAGAAAGGGGCACUGUUAGAGCACCCAGGCAGAGUGCCUGGAGCAGUGUCCAUGUCCCCUCUGGAUGAUCCUCUCCAUACAACUGUCUGUGUACAUGCACAGUGAUACACUUGUAUUACCUUGCAGCAGUUCCUACACCCACCUUUUGAAACAAGAAUGGAUCCAGUUUAGAUCCUCAUACUGGUUGUAAUCAAUGUACUCUAUUAAAAGGAAUAGGUACACUUAGGGUAUACUUACUCCAGAAUGUAUCUUUAGGGUAGUCUAUCUCCUGUAAAUUGAGAGUAAAGUGCAUUGCAUUGAAAAUUGAGAGUAAAGUACACAUUGCAUGUGUACUUCAUGGAAUCAUAGAAUCAAUGAUUUGGGUUGGAAAAUUCCUUGAAGAUUAUCC
Messenger RNA from Zonotrichia albicollis (white-throated sparrow), 3247 nucleotides. RefSeq names its product sodium-dependent neutral amino acid transporter B(0)AT1. Gene Ontology annotation, cellular component: apical plasma membrane; plasma membrane; brush border membrane. Gene Ontology annotation, biological process: nitrogen compound transport; neutral amino acid transport; sodium ion transmembrane transport. Gene Ontology annotation, molecular function: neutral L-amino acid transmembrane transporter activity. The record is from RefSeq and is a predicted model, not a curated record. Lineage: Eukaryota; Metazoa; Chordata; Aves; Passeriformes; Passerellidae.